Diversispora eburnea is the source of this 820-nucleotide messenger RNA. NCBI's taxonomy places the organism in Eukaryota, Fungi, Glomeromycota, Glomeromycetes, Diversisporales, Diversisporaceae. The record is from the annotation of a GenBank genome assembly.
AUGGAUUCUACCAAAAGGAAAUCCUUAGUAGCUCAAGUAACUUCUUCUCUUUUUAAAGAUGAAGAAAGUUGGAAUGAACGUGAAAGUUCUUCUCCAAAUGCAGAAGAAUCUAUAAAGAAUUGUUCUUCUUGGAAUGAAGUUAAAGAAGUUUCCUUGAUAGAAGAAGAUUGUAUGAAUUUAGGGACUGAAGAUAAUGUUUUAACCUCCCAAGGAGAAUUUAAAUUUUCUUCUCCUUUAAAGGAUGAGAAUGGAACCGUAAAAUGUAACGAAUGUUCAAAAAAACUGUUACCACAAGGUCUUAUUGAACACGCAGCGAAUUGCGAAAAGGCAAAAGCAAAUUCUCUGAAUUCUCAGGCUACAACAAGUAAAAUUUCUGAACAAGACAAUAAUCCAAUUUCUACUACAAAUACGAACAAAAAAAACAAUUCAAAUACGGAAGAAAAUUAUACUCCAAACAAAAAACGCAAGAUAUCCCUUACUUCUGAGGGACCUAUUGAUUUAGAUAAGCAAUGUGGUGUUAUUGUAUCACCUAACACAACGCCGUGCACAAGAUCAUUGACUUGUAAAAGUCACGCAAUGGCAUUGAAGCGAUCGGUUCAAGGCCGUUCACAACCUUAUGAUAUAUUGCUAGCUCAAUAUCAGAAGAAAGCAAUUGGACGUCCACAGAAAAAUGGUAAGAAUGAUGGUAAGAACGAAGUACCUGAAAAAGAUGAUGAUCCGUUUAACUCGGAAGAAGAAGUGGAUGCGGUGAUGGAAGCAUUAAUAUGUAGUAAACCAGAACCUCUCGUGACACGUCCGGAUUCUUAUGUCUCGUCUACAA